GGUAAAAUUAAUGAGAGUACACACACUUACUAAAAAGUGAUUAUUCCAUUUAUAGAACAAAAGAAAAACCCAAAAAGAAUACAAUUAAAUUUUAGAAGGAAUUAAUAACAAGGCAAUAGCACGUGACACAAACUUGUACAAAGUAUACUUUUCCAACCUUGUUCAAUAGAAUUUUCUCCUUUCUUUUUUUCUCUCUCUCUCUCUCUCUCUUUAUAUAAAUGGUAUGUAGCAUUCAGUGCUAUCACUGCUUUAACUGAGCUCAAUCACCACCCCCAAAUCUCAACCCCACCCUUAAAAAAAAAAAAAGAAAAAAAAAAUGAAAAAAGAAAUUUUAGGGGAUGAUAUUCUUAAUAAUUGUGAUAAUAAUAACAUACAAGAUCAAGAAAGUGAAGAACUAAGAAGAGGGCCUUGGACACUUGAAGAAGAUAAUUUGCUCAUCCAUUAUGUUGCAUGUCACGGUGAAGGUCGAUGGAAUUUAUUGGCUAAAUCAGCAGGGUUGAAAAGAACCGGAAAAAGCUGUAGAUUAAGAUGGCUUAAUUACUUGAAACCGGACAUUAAGCGCGGUAAUCUUAGUACACAAGAACAACUUUUGAUCCUUGAACUUCACUCCAAAUGGGGUAACAGAUGGUCAAAAAUAGCAGCACACCUACCAGGAAGAACAGAUAACGAGAUCAAAAACUAUUGGCGAACGAGGGUGCAAAAACAGGCUAGACAUCUCAAUAUGGAAUCUAAUAGCCAAAGUUUCAUAGAUGCAAUUAGGUGUUUUUACAUGCCUAGAUUGGUGCAGAAAAUGGAGCAGAAUUCGACUGAACAUACAACUCCGAAUAAUGCUGAUCAAUGUGAUCAAGUCGCGGCUUCUUCACACAUUGUACCAUCAUCAACAACCAAAUUAGAGGACAUCAACUUUGAUAGCACUAAAGAUACUUCAAGUUCAAACACCAGCCUAUCAAGUGUCCCGGAAUUUCAAGACCAACCAACUAAUAGUAAAGGCAGCUCCUCUGUUGUACUAGAUGAUAUUCAUUGUGUGAAUAGCUGUAACUAUGACAUGGACUUGGGUUCCAUGUCAGCAUCCGAUAUUCCGUUCUCCGGCUGCCACAUGGAUGGAAACGAUUGGCUCGAUAAUGAUAUGGCAGGGGAUGGCAUGUGGGAUUUGGAUGAGUUGUGGCAGUUUAGGAAGUACGAAAAAGAUGUGGGCAUCUAAACAUGAAAGAAAUGGGCCCUUUUUCAAAAAUGAAUCAUAUCCAGCCCCCUUUUUUUUGACAUAGGCUUCUGAUAAGUAUCUACUCCGUAUUAUGUACCCAGCUAAAAGUAUAUAUUCGUGUUUUUAUUUGUACGUAAUAUUUUAUGUUUCUUUUAGGUAAGAUACCCCUAAAGUAAGCUGGGUGAGAAUCCAUCCUCGGCCUUCCACUUUUCAACAGAACUAAUACGAAGUAUGUAUGUAAUAAGUAAAUAGUAAUGUAUAUAUGAUGUAAUGUAAUGUUGUUUUAGUUGUAGGUGCAGAAAUAAUCCAUUUUUAGCGUGGUAAAUUCUGUACCAAAAAAAGUGUUGAUUAAUAAUAAGUAAAAAAUAAGUAUAAUACUCGUACA
Molecule: messenger RNA, 1586 nt
Organism: Chenopodium quinoa (quinoa)
Lineage: Eukaryota; Viridiplantae; Streptophyta; Magnoliopsida; Caryophyllales; Amaranthaceae
Product: transcription factor MYB62-like
Exons: 3
Coding region: 317-1201 (294 amino acids)
Biological process (GO): regulation of DNA-templated transcription
Cellular component (GO): nucleus
Molecular function (GO): sequence-specific DNA binding; DNA-binding transcription factor activity
Source: RefSeq, a predicted model, not a curated record